This is a messenger RNA of Pyrgilauda ruficollis (rufous-necked snowfinch), 2341 nucleotides long. RefSeq names its product solute carrier family 22 member 31 (gene SLC22A31). Gene Ontology annotation, biological process: transmembrane transport. Gene Ontology annotation, molecular function: transmembrane transporter activity. The record is from RefSeq and is a predicted model, not a curated record. The coding region runs from base 229 to 2247 and encodes 672 amino acids. Gene Ontology annotation, cellular component: membrane. NCBI's taxonomy places the organism in Eukaryota, Metazoa, Chordata, Aves, Passeriformes, Passeridae. The transcript has 4 exons.
CAGGCCUGGGGAGAGGGGGGACCCCCGGGCCUGGGGGAGUCUGCGGCGCUGGAGGAGGAUGAGGGGUCCCGUGGGUAAAGGAGGGGUCAAGGGAGGGGCCUGGGAACGCUCUGGGGGGGGAUACCCGAGAGGAGUCAGGGGGACAAACCGGGGUGUCCCAGCCACCAGAACCUGCUGGGGGCUCCGGUAAGGAUCCCACGGGAAAGCCCUGGAUGUGCACGGGCAGCAAUGACCCCUGGAGGGGUUUGGGGCUGGCUGGGAGAGCCCUGCGGAAGGGUGCUGAGGGGCUGGAGGGUGUCCAGGGCUCUUGGAACCGCCGGUACUGCCCCCUCACCUCUGUCCCCACAUUUCUGUUUGUGGGGCGGGGGCUCUCCAGACGCCCUGCAGCCCCAUCCAUCCCAGCCCUGUGGGCAGUGCCAGGGGGUCUGCCAAGCCCCCCACGCUGACACGUCCCCGCUGUGUCCCCGCAGUGGGACCUGGUGUGUGCCUCGCGCUGGAAGGUGCCCCUGGAGCAGACCACGCACCUGCUGGGCUGGACGCUGGGUAGUGUCACCGCCGGCCUGGCUUGUGACAGGUAGUGGGGGUCCCCGGGCAGCCCCCGGGGCAGGGGGCACCGUGUCCAACCCCUCACAGCUCGUCCCUGGCAGGUUUGGCCGCCGUCCCACCUUCCUGCUGUCCCUGGCGCUGGCCGUGCCCGCGGGCCUGGCCGUGGCACUGGCCGUGGAUUUCCUCAUGGUCCUGGUGGCACGGCUGCUCUUUGGGGCCGCGCUGGCAGGAGCCUUCCUCGCCCUCUACGUGGCACGUGAGUGUGAGGGGGGCGUCCGGGGGGGUUUGGGGGCUGAGGAUGCUCCAGGACGCCCUGGGGUGUGGGAUGCUGCAGGCUGUCCCGGGGUGGUCUGGAAUACCGGGUGCUCCAGGGUGCAGGAUGCCCGGUGUCCUUGGCACCCACUGUGGCCCCCUCGCCCCCUGCCAGGGCUGGAGCUGUGUGACCCCCCGCACCGCCUGGGGGUGACGAUGGUGGCCGGAUUCUUCUGGAUCGCCGGGGAGCUGCUGCUGCCGGGGCUGGCCCUGCUGUGCCGGGACUGGCGGGUGCUGCAGGGCGCUGUCACCAUGAUCCUGGCCCUGCUGGCUGCCAGCUGGUGGUGCCCGGCACUGCUGCUGGAGUCGCCGCGCUGGCUGCUGGCCACACGGCAACCGGAGAGGGCCAGGAAGACCCUGCAGGCGCUGGCCGAAGACAACUGCCCCCAGGACAGCCUCCUCGCGGGUGCGUGGGGGGCUCCGAGCGCCAUCGGCCGCAUCCCCAAAGCCCUGCUCUGGGGCUGGUGUAACAGAGCCGGCUCUAUCCCGCUUUCCCCUGUCCCGGCAGAGCUGGAGGCCCUGUCCGAGGGGCCCCCGCGGCCCCGGUACCACUCGGUGUGCGAGAUCUGCAGCACCAGGGUCAUCUGGAAGAACGGCGUCAUCCUCGGCUUCGCGGCGUUCAUCGGCUCCGGCAUCCGCCACUGCUUCACCCGCAACCUGGUCCCGCACCUGCCCCACUUCUUCUCCUCCCACCUGGCGCUGCUGGGCACCGAGGCGGCCGCCUGCCUCUUCGUGUGCCUGACCGCCGAGCGCUUCGGGCGCCGCGCCAUCCUCCUGCUCUGCACCGUCCUCACCGGCAUCUCCUCCCUCCUGCUGCUGGCCCUCACCCAGUGUAAGCCCCCGCGGGACCCCCGGCACGCAGCCCCGGCCGGGGGGAGGAAAGGUGGGUGCGGGAUUUGCCCCCUGACGUGCUUCCCCCCCCCGGCAGACCUGCUGGAGCUCAUCGUGCUGACCCUGUCCGUGGUGGGCACGGCCGCCUCCCACGCCGUCACCAUGCUCAGCAUCUUCUUCGCCAGCGAGGUUCUGCCCACCGUGGUCAGGGGCGCCGGGCUGGGCCUGGUCGUGGGCGCCAAUUUCGUGGGCAAGGCUGCGGCGCCCAUCACCGCCAUCCCCAACAGCCGCGGCUUCUUCCUGCACCACGUCGUGUUCGCCUCCUUCGCCAUCCUGGCCGUGCUCAGCAUCAUGUUACUGCCCGAGAGCCAGGGCCGGGGCCUGCCCCAGUCCCUGCAGGACGGCGAGAGCCAGCGCCGCCCGCCCCUGUUCCGCCGCCCCCCCCGCGAGGACCACCUGCCCCUGCUGGCCCCCCACGCCAUCCCCCACGACUAUUCCUGCCUGGCCGCCUCCACCAAGAGGAUGCUGCGCUCCCCGGAGCCCCCCCGCGAGAUGUAGCCGUGCUCCCCGCGCUCCCCGGGGCUCUCCCUGCUGCGGGGGGCUGAGCAGGGACCCCCUCCCCCCAGGGAUGUUAGGGGAGCAGCAGGACGCG